This is a messenger RNA of Aspergillus pseudonomiae, 1203 nucleotides long. RefSeq names its product GNAT family N-acetyltransferase. Lineage: Eukaryota; Fungi; Ascomycota; Eurotiomycetes; Eurotiales; Aspergillaceae. Bases 204 to 923 code for a protein of 239 amino acids. The record is from RefSeq and is a predicted model, not a curated record. Gene Ontology annotation, molecular function: acyltransferase activity, transferring groups other than amino-acyl groups. The transcript is spliced from 2 exons.
CUCUGAUAUGCGUGUAAAAUACGAGUUACAGCGAAUAUACCCGAAAGGUCUAGGCCCCGUGCCUAGGACUAGUACAUUUUUGGGCAUACUAGUAAACUUCCAAUCCCCAGCAGAGACACUCAGUAUCAACUUGGAGACCAUCUCCACACUCCACAUUGGAACUUCUACUCCCACACAUAUUGUAUGAAUUAAGUUUUCACGUCAUGACUCUCACCGAAGUCCAUUUGCGACCGGCAGUGUCGCAAGACCUUCCAGCCAUCGCGGAAGUCGCCGCACAGUCCAUGUUGGACGACGAGCUUUUUGCCUUUCUUUGCCCUCGGCGUAGGGAAUAUUACUCGGACUAUCGUCAAAGUUUUCUGCGACGGCUACGGGCGAAGUUGACAUCGCCCGGGUGGGUGGUCAUCGUUGCGGUAGCUGAACGCUCAAUGGAUGCAGACUCAUGUCCUAUCCUUGGCUAUUGUGUCUGGGAGCGUAUCGGGGACACAGCGGAAGAGUCCACCAAACAGUGGAAGGAGACCUCGAAUAGUGGUUGGUGGGCUCGCGUACAGGAACUGCUUGGAAAUGCGAGCGAACAUUUCGUGACUCGACUGUACCCUGACCGAAGCGUAGAUGUAUCUCGUUUGGCUCGGUACAAUGCUUUAACCAUUGAAUGUUUUCCGUACGACGACUUUCCCGAGCUUUGGUUCCUGUCCACACUGGCGGUUCACCCGGCGUACCAGCGACAGGGGAUCGGUCGUAGGCUCGUUGAAUGGGGCCUCGAACAUGCCACGUGGGACGGAACCCCUGUUGGUCUCGAAGCUAGUGCCAAAGGAACCUCUCUAUACCAGUCCCUUGGGUUUCAGGUAGUCAAUGAAGUGCCAUUGGUGGAGGGGGUUGCCCUGACAGCGAUGCUGUGGCGACCUUCUCGGGUGGCGCACCCUUGAUGACAAUACAAUAUCCACCAUGAUGUAUAACCUUUGAUGUGGGCUUUUCUGGAUUUCAUGGUGUCCAUGCAUGGCAUUUCUGCUUUGAACUAAGAAUUAUAGAGUGGAAUGCAUUUUUUGUCGGCUCCCUUUUACUUAUCAUUUCUUGGUUUGCAAUCAACACGGGAGUUGCGGUCGUGUUUACUCGCGAGGCCUUAGGCGUCUUUGCUGAAGCCGGAAUAUUCAAUCAUUGACCAAAAAUUCAAGGGAUAACGCCAAUGGCCAGUGACAUGCUUCAGUG